UUUGUGAACACGGGGAACACAAUAUGUAUUUGCAAGAAAGAUAAGCGAGAACUUUGUUAUUUGCGUUAAAUUAUCAACUUGAGCUUUAAUAAAGUUCCUUUGUGUUAGUAGAUAUAUUUUGAAAAAAAUGGCGGAGGACAUCAACUUAGCUGCACUUCCAGACAUCGGUUUGGAGAAAAGAGAUGGCUUGAAAUCUGCAUUAGAAGCACUAAAAUCAAGUCCUCGCUUUUGUUUUUGUUUGCUUAAAAUAACAAAUAGUGACGCUCAUUUGUGUUCCAGAUAUGGAUUUUCCGGUGCAACGUGCGAAACUAAGAAGAGUUUUGAAAUGGAAGAUGAAGAUGCAGAAAAGAAAAGCAAUUCAAGCAAAGAGAUAUAUCCAUUUAUUGACAUAUUUCAAAAUGGACAUAACAUUUUGAAGAAAUAUUUGAACGACCAAUCAUAUAUUCCUAACAAUCACUCUGAAAAAAUUGCACUGGAAAAACUUUUGUCAUUAUUACUGGAAAUAGAAGAUUUGGGAGAAAAAAUGUCAUAUGAAAUGCCUGAGUUGAAGACAUGCAAGAACAAAUCAUCUUGGACUGUGAGGUUGGCCCAUCAUAUUCUUUCACCAUUGGCAGUGUAUCAACAAUAUGUAAUUGAUGACACUUAUGAAAGUAAAUGUGAUAUAUGCCACUGUUGUAAAGAACAUAUAUCUGGAGAUUAUGGAGACACUAGUAUAGGAAACAAAAAUGUAUGGCAUGGAAGUUUAGAUAUCCUUAUUGGAAGAAGAGUUGGAAUAAGUAUUCAUCAUGAAGAAAUAUUUGAUGACAGUGACAGUAAAGAAAAUUCAACUUCAUCUCCAUUUGAAGUAAAAGAUGGUGAUUCCUUAGUUGGUGAUAGACAGCAAAUAAUUGCAGAAUCUAUUGUGUUUGCCUUUCUGCAGAAAAAGAUAAAUCCUGAUUUAAAACAAUUCUUGAUCCCAACCAUAGGUAUGUCAAAAACAGAUGUUCUGUUUUAUCUCUAUGAUCCUGACCAUGAUGUUCUGCUGGAGAGUCCACCUUUCUUUAUUUUUGAAAGUAAAGGAGAGAUAUCAUAUAUAACAAUUCUUGCUUUGUGGCUUGCAGUAAAUCAUCCAAUACUCGGUACAGGAAUCACUACUCACAUCAAGGAUAGAUCAUUUACGGCUGACUUUCUUAAACAUUUGGAAAAUAAGAAGGUUGAAGCUAUAUAUGAAAAUGAAAUUCAAUUAGGACAAUUGAACGGAGAAAUAAGGUAUGAUCCUUACCAUUUUCCAGAUUAUGGUGGGCGCUGGAUAGUCAAGAAAGGUGGUAAACCACUAAUAGAAGCAGAUGAAGAUGUUUUGUGAUUGUGAUAUAUUUGUGUGGAAAGAUAGUGCUGGUGCAUUGACUAUCUAGUAUUAUUAUACCCCCGCACAACAAAGUUGUAAGGGGGGUAUACUGGAAUCAGCUUGUCCGUCCGGCCGUCCGUCGGUUUUUUCUUGUCCGUCCAAUAACUUAAGAUUCCUUUGACCCUUAGUCUUCAUAUUUGGUAUGGAGGUUAGUCAUGAUUAGUAGAUGACCCCUAUUGAUUUUGAGGUAACUAGGUCAAAGGUCAAGGUCACAGAGGCCUUGACUUCAAAAAGCUUGUCCGCCUAAUAACUUAAGAUUCCUUUGACC
Molecule: messenger RNA, 1652 nt
Organism: Ruditapes philippinarum (Manila clam)
Lineage: Eukaryota; Metazoa; Mollusca; Bivalvia; Venerida; Veneridae
Exons: 3
Coding region: 128-1342 (404 amino acids)
Source: RefSeq, a predicted model, not a curated record